Messenger RNA from Camponotus floridanus (Florida carpenter ant), 884 nucleotides. RefSeq names its product odorant receptor 49a-like. Lineage: Eukaryota; Metazoa; Arthropoda; Insecta; Hymenoptera; Formicidae. The record is from RefSeq and is a predicted model, not a curated record. Gene Ontology annotation, molecular function: odorant binding; olfactory receptor activity. Bases 50 to 844 code for a protein of 264 amino acids. Gene Ontology annotation, cellular component: plasma membrane. Gene Ontology annotation, biological process: sensory perception of smell; detection of chemical stimulus involved in sensory perception of smell. The transcript is spliced from 7 exons.
UGUGAAAAAAUAUUCUGAUUUUGGACGACUAUAUACGAUAUUCUUCGCAAUGACUGUAUAUUCUGCUUUGUUUGUUUAUAUAUUGAUUGAAUUUACGCCAAAUUUUCUUGACAUAGUAGCACCACGAAAUGAAUCACGGUUACAUAGUAUACCAUUAACGGCAGAAUAUUUUGCUGAUCAACAGAAAUACUAUCUUCCAAUUCUAUUGCAUAUUAACGUAAUAGCUCUCGUAGGAUUCACUACUGUGAUCUCUACCGAGUCUUUAUUUGUUGCAUAUGUCCAACAUGCAAUAGGCAUGUUUGAAAUCGCCAGUUACAGAAUAGAACAUGCAUUUGAUGAAAUAUUGGGUUUAAAUACAUCGCGAAAAAAUUGCUCAUAUUGCACAAAAAUUAUAAGUGCUGUAAACAUUCACAACAGAGCUAUCAAAUUUAUCGAAUUUUUAGUAUCUGGAUUUGCUACUUCAUAUUUUUUCCUAGUUUGCUUGGGAAUUGCUUCUUUGACCGCUAAUUUAGUUCGCCUCUUUUUGAGCGCACAAUAUCUAGAUGAUUUAGAAGAAUGUAUUAUCGCUGUGUUAUUAGUUUUUGGUCAUAUUUAUUAUAUAUUUUUGGGUAAUUACACUGGCCAGAGAUUAAUAGAUCAUAGCACAGAUGUAUUUCACAGAGCAUAUGUUUCACAAUGGUAUGUCGCUCCUCCACACGCGCAAAAGUUAUUAUUAUUCAUGAUGCAACAAAGCAUCAAAGGUAAUAGCAUAUCCGUCGGAGGUUUGUUUGUUCCAUCAUUGGAAGGUUUUGCAACGAUUACCAGUAUGUCAGUUUCGUACUUUACAGUAAUUCUUUCCAUUUAAUAUCAAGCAGAAGACACAAUUAUAUUUUCACGUACACAAU